Molecule: messenger RNA, 1628 nt
Organism: Wasmannia auropunctata (little fire ant)
Lineage: Eukaryota; Metazoa; Arthropoda; Insecta; Hymenoptera; Formicidae
Gene: pyd3
Product: beta-ureidopropionase
Exons: 6
Coding region: 177-1310 (377 amino acids)
Molecular function (GO): beta-ureidopropionase activity
Source: RefSeq, a predicted model, not a curated record
ACGUAACUCGUAUGCGGUGAGGCGUGAGCCGUACAGAUAAGAUACAGACAAUCGUGGCUCGCAAACUGUGUAUAUUUUUAAAAAUUGCUUUGGUGCAGUGGGAGGGAAUUGCAUUUAUAGAAGCUUGAGUUUCAAGAUUAUUCAGUUGAAAAAACAAAGCCAGUAAGACUGCAAUCAUGACUGAACAAAACAUCAAGUCAGUGGACCAAAUUUUGGAGGAAUAUGUACCACAGGCCUUAUUGGAUGAAAAACUAAAACCCAUUCUGUAUGGGCGUGCAUUUACACCGUUGGACAUAGGAUUCGAAAAUGAACAUUUCGAAGUAAGAGGAUGGCAGAUGCUUAGUCAGGUCCAGGAACAAAUUCGUCCCCAACGUCUGGUUCGCGUUGGACUGAUACAACACAGCACAGUAGCACCGACAACGGAUCCUGUUCAAACUCAACGAAAUGCGAUACAUAAUAAAAUUAAAUCAUAUAUUGAACAAGCGGCACAGCAUGGCGUUAACAUUUUAUGUCUCCAAGAAGCAUGGACUAUGCCGUUUGCUUUUUGCACGAGGGAAAAGUAUCCGUGGUGCGAGUUUGCGGAGGAUGCCGAAACUGGGCCUACGACCGUGUUCCUAUCUCAGCUUGCUGAGAAAUACAACAUGGUAAUAAUAUCGCCGAUUUUGGAGAGAGAUUCUGCUGACGGUGACACUCUCUGGAACACCGCCGUGGUGAUCAACACGGACGGUACGGUCCUUGGGAAACACAGGAAGAAUCAUAUUCCUCGUAUCGGGGAUUUUAACGAAUCCACCUACUACAUGGAGGGUAAUACAGGACACCCGGUGUUCGACACUCCUUUUGCACGCAUCGCGAUUAAUAUAUGUUACGGACGUCAUCAUCCAUUGAACUGGUUGAUGUUUGGCUUGAAUGGGGCGGAGAUCGUUUUUAAUCCAUCCGCCACUAUCCAAGGAUUAUCGGAACAUUUAUGGCCAAUCGAAGCAAGAUGCGCCGCGAUAGCAAAUAAUUAUUACACUUGCGCUAUCAAUCGCGUGGGAACUGAGGUUUUCGCAAGUGAAUUUACCUCUGGUGAUGGUAAACCAGCGCACAAAGAUUUCGGACACUUUUAUGGCUCUAGUUAUAUUACCGCUCCCGAUGGCUCGCGAACUCCGGGUCUUAGUCGGCACAAAGAUGGACUUCUCGUUGGAAAAUUGGAUCUCAAUAUGUGUCGGCAUGUAAAAGAUAUAUGGGGAUACAGGAUGACACAACGACUUGAUAUGUAUGCUAAGGAACUUGCUGAAUAUGUUUCAAAGCGGAAUGAUAAGCGAGAUUAAAGAAAAAAAAUUGGCGAUACAGACUUUGCAAAGUUAUACUUAAGUUAUAAUUAGAAAUUAUGACUUAAUCAUAUAAAUAUUAAAAAUCGAUAAGUUAAUAAGUUUACAUGUUUUAUCAAUUUUAAUAAAUUUAUAAUGUACUGGUACAUCGUCUAUACCAUUAAGUGAAGUCAACGUUCAUAUUUUAUAGAAUAAGAUUCAAUUCAAUAGUAUACUUUGCGCUUUAAGCGUAGCGUCUCCAGUUGAAGUUUAAAAAAAAAAUAUAUAUAUAUAUAUAUAUAUUUGCACUGAAUUUUUAAUAAAAUGUAUGUUUUUCUA